Condylura cristata (star-nosed mole) is the source of this 1745-nucleotide messenger RNA. It is a transcript of the gene ZNF213, whose product is annotated as zinc finger protein 213. NCBI's taxonomy places the organism in Eukaryota, Metazoa, Chordata, Mammalia, Eulipotyphla, Talpidae. Gene Ontology annotation, biological process: regulation of DNA-templated transcription. The transcript is spliced from 6 exons. The coding region runs from base 168 to 1118 and encodes 316 amino acids. The record is from RefSeq and is a predicted model, not a curated record.
UCUGUCCCUCUGGGCUGACAUUGCUCAUGUACCGAUUCGCCCCUCCGUUUUUCUUUCCCCAGGAGUGUGUGUCCAGAUGCAGGUCCAGCUGCUUCCGGGGACCCCUCGGGGUGCCUGAAGGGCCGAUGCCCUGCCCAGGGUGAGGCUGACUGGCCUGAGCCUGGGGAAUGGCAGCCCCCCUGGAACCUCAGGACCAGGCCCCUGGGGAGGGAGAAGGGCUUCUGAUUGUGAAGGUGGAAGAUUCCUCUUGGGAGCAGGACUCAGCCCAGCAAGAGGACGGCAAGGAUGCCGAGGCCUGCCGCCAGCGCUUCCGGCACUUCUGCUAUGGGGACGCAGGGGGGCCCCAUGCGGCCUUCAGCCGCCUCUGGGAGCUGUGCUGCCGCUGGCUGCGGCCCGAGCUGCGCACCAAGGAGCAGAUCCUGGAGCUGCUGGUGCUGGAGCAGUUCCUGACAGUGCUGCCGGGCGAGGUCCAGGCCCGGGUGCGGGAGCGGCAGCCCGAGAGCGGCGAGGAGGCCGUGGCCCUGGUGGAGGAUCUGCAGAAACAGCCCGUGAGAGCCUGGCUGCAGGACGCGCCCCCAGAGGAGGUGGGACCCGAGGCCGCGGUCCAGGGGUCCCGGGCCGGGGGGCCUCCCCCAAAGGUGGGGCCGCGGAGCUGGCUGCCUGUCUCCUGGGAACAGCACAGCUGUGGCGCGCAGCUCCCUGCUCUCCUUAAAGAGGGGAGUGCCAGAGAGGCCUCGGAUGCCGGCCCCGCCUCAGGGCCCCACGGACCUCUGACCUUCGGAGACAUUCCCUUCUAUUUCUCCCGGGAAGAAUGGGGCUCCCUGGAUCCGGCGCAGAGGGAUCUCUUCUGGGACAUAAAGCGGGAGAACUCCCGGAACGUGGCCCAGGGUUCGGGGCUCAGGAGACAAGGCCCGACGAGCCAGCUGGAGGGGUCGCCCUUCGCCUGCGGCGACUGCGGCAAGAGCUUCUCGCUGCGCUCCUACCUGCUGGACCACCGGCGCGUGCACACGGGCGAGCGGCCCUUCGGCUGCGGCGAGUGCGACAAGAGCUUCAAGCAGCGGGCCCACCUCAUCGCCCACCAGAGCCUGCACGCCAAGAUGGCCCAGCCCGUGGGCUGAGGGCGGCCAGAGCCACCGCAGACCGGGACGGGGCACGCCUGCGCCCCCCCUCUGGCCCGAGCCGGAGCGGGCCUCAGGCGGUGGCGUGCAGGUGUGAGGAGGGAGGGGCCGCCCUGGCCCGUCUUGCUUGCCCUGCGCCCCGGCUGUUUCCAGCCUCUUAGGGCGGCCUCUGCCCUGCCAGCCUGUGCCUUCUGGCGGGGUGGACAACAGGCCUGGAUACCCAGGCCGCUGCAGGGAUGGCCACUGCAGCCGAGCUGGACCUGGGCGUGGGUGCUGAGGCUUUCCGGCCCCUCCCCCGCCAGGCCACGAGCACUCUGCCCUGUCCUGGGACAGGCGCACUGAGGCCUGAGCGCACCCCGCGCCAGUCUGCUGGAGAGGGUGGCCCGGGCUCAGGGCCGACAGCGCAGACGGAGCCGGGCGGGUGCUUGGCAUCGGCGCCGCGGCCCGGGCCCGGCCAGCGCUCAGCGGUGCCGCCUCACUGAGCCUGGGGUGCUGCCUCGUGGGGUCGCACGUCAGCCACAGAGUGGCACCGACAGCUUCAGGCCACCAGCCCCCAGGAGCUCGUCCGGCUAACCUCCGCAAGUUUGAGAAAACAGAACGAGGGCCUGAAUAAACGUGCGAACCUUG